UGGAGGGGACAGUCACAGCACACUGAAAACACUGCAGUCAAGAGUCACAGACAGGAGUAGUAUGACUUACUACAGCAUUAAGACCAGCUAUUUCCUUUGACAUCAUAUAAGAACUGAACAGGCACUUCUCUCUCGUUGUGUCACUCAGACUGAAGACAGAGUUACAUGUUUAUCGUUUACGAGGACGUAUCGACCCUCAAUGAGGACAUUGGGUAUGGCGGUUUUCAAGCAACAGAGAGUAGAGGACUUCUAUGAGAUUGGUGAAGAGCUGGGGAGUGGCCAGUUUGCCAUCGUGAAGCGUGUCCGGGACAAGUGCUCGGGUCUGGAGUAUGCUGCAAAGUUUGUGAAGAAGUGUCAGAGCCGGGCCAGCAGGAGGGGAGUGAGGAGGGAAGACAUAGAGAGAGAGGUGGACAUCCUACAGCUGGUCACACAUCCCAACAUUGUAGCGUUGCAUGAUGUCUACGAGACCCGCACUGACGUGGUGCUCAUACUGGAACUGGUGUCUGGAGGAGAGCUGUUUGACUUCCUGGCUCAGAAGGAGUCUCUGAGCGAAGAGGAGGCUACCCAGUUCAUCAAACAGAUCCUGAACGGAGUCCAGUUCCUCCAUGGCAAGAGGAUAGCACACUUUGACCUCAAGCCUGAGAACAUCAUGCUGUUGGAUAAGAAUGUUGAUCUGCCGCGCAUCAAGCUCAUAGACUUUGGUCUGGCUCAUAAGAUGGAUCAGGUUGGGACGGACUUUAAAAAGAUCUUUGGAACACCUGAAUUUGUGGCUCCAGAAGUCGUCAACUAUGAGCCUCUGGGUUUAGAAGCAGACAUGUGGAGCAUCGGAGUCAUCACCUACAUACUUUUGAGUGGAGCGUCGCCGUUCCUUGGUGACUCGAAGCAGGAGACUCUAGGGAACAUCUCAGCCAUAGCCUAUGAGUUCGAUGACGACUUGUUCAGCAGGACCAGUGAGCUGGCCAAAAGCUUUAUACGACAACUACUGGAGAAAGACACCAGAAAACGGUUGACUAUCCAUGGUGCUCUGAACCAUCCCUGGAUACAGCCGUUGGACUCCAGACAGGCCCUGGUAAAGAGACAGUCUGUGGUCAACCUGGAGAACUUCAGGAGACAAUACGCCCGACGCAGGUGGAAGCUUUCCUUCAGAAUUGUGUCUCUCUGUAACCAUUUAACUCGCAUGAUGAAGAAAGGUCAUCCCAAGCUGGCAGCCCAGGACGAGAGGGACUGUGAGAGCGACCAGGAGACGGAGAUGAUCAUGAAGAAAAGACCCAGAACCAGGAAGAGAAGCAACACUUCCUGAAACCUGCCUAUCUUUUCUGAUUUGUUGAAUGUGUGUCUGUAGCACACAUGAUUGGUCCAAAAGCAGCCACAGAGACUAAUUCAAAAACUGCUGUCCAUACAAGGUCUUUUAUAUGUUGCACAGCAUUCUAAAAACACAUUUUCUGGGGCAAUAGAUGAAACACGUUGAUAGUGUUUCCUAUGGAGGGAUUUCAGCGCCAACAGAAAUGGUAUUUGAAUCCCUGCCUUCUGUAAAGCUAUCUAGAUUGUAGAAAUGUACAUGUGAUAGGGGACAGGUUACACGGUACAGGUUAGGGUUACAGGUUAGGAUAGGGGACAGGAUAGGGUACAGGUUAGGAUAGGGUACAGGUUAGGGUUACAGGUUAGGAUAGGGGACAGGAUAGGGUACAGGUUAGGAUAGGGUACAGGUUAGGGUUACAGGUUAGGAUAGGGGACAAGAUAGGGUACAGGUUAGGGUAGGGUACAGGUUAGGGUUACAGGUUAGGAUAGGGUACAGGUUAGGAUAGGGGACAGGACAGGGUACAGGUUAGGGUACAGGUUAGGAUAGGGGACAGGAUAGGGUACAGGUUAGGAUAGGGUACAGGUUAGGGUUACAGGUUAGGAUAGGGGACAAGAUAGGGUACAGGUUAGGGUAGGGUACAGGUUAGGGUUACAGGUUACGAUAGGGGACAGGAUAGGGUACAGGUUAGGGUACAGGUUAGGAUAGGGUACAGGUUAGGGUUACAGGUUAGGAUAGGGGACAGGAUAGGGUACAGGUUAGGGUACAGGUUAGGAUAGGGUACAGGUUAGGGUUACAGGUUAGGAUAGGGGACAGGAUAGGGUACAGGUUAGGGUAGGGUACAGGUUAGGGUUACAGGUUAGGAUAGGGGACAGGAUAGGGUACAGGUUAGGGUACAGGUUAGGAUAGGGUACAGGUUAGGGUUACAGGUUAGGAUAGGGGACAGGAUAGGGUACAGGUUAGGGUACAGGUUAGGAUAGGGUACAGGUUAGGGUACAGAUUAGGAUAGGGUACAGGUUAGGGUUACAGGUUAGGAUAGGGGACAGGAUAGGGUACAGGUUAGGGUACAGAUUAGGAUAGGGUACAGGUUAGGGUUACAGGUUAGGAUAGUGGACAGGUUAGGGUACAGGUUAGGAUAGGGUACAGGUUAGGAUAGGGUACAGGUUAGGAUAGGGUACAGGUUAGGGUUACAGGUUAGGAUAGGGGACAGGAUAGUGUUACACGGUACGGGUUAGGGUUAGGGUACUGGUUAGGGUUAUAGUGGACAGGUUAGGGUUACAGGUUAGGAUAGGGGACAGGUUAGGGUUAUAGUGGACAGGUUAGGGUUGCAGGUUAGGAUAGGGGACAGGUUAGGGUUAUAGUGGACAGGUUAGGGUUGCAGGUUAGGAUAGGGGACAGGUUAGGGUUACCGUGGACAGGUUAGGAUAUGAUACAGGUUAGGGUUACAGUGGACAGGUUAGGGUUACCGUGGACAGGUUAGGAUAUGAUACAGGUUAGGGUUACAGUGGACAGGUUAGGGUUACAGUGGACAGGUUAGGGUUACAGUGGACAGGUUAGGGUUACAGUGGACAGGUUAGGGUUACAGUGGACAGGUUAGGGUUACAGUGGACAGGCUAGGGUUACAGUGGACAGGUUAGGGUUACAGUGGACAGGCUAGGGUUACAGUGGACAGGUUAGGGUUACAGUGGACAGGUUAGGGUUACAGUGGACAGGUUAGGGUUACAGUGGACAGGUUAGGGUUACAGUGGACAGGUUAGGGUUACAGUGGACAAGUUAGGGUUACAGUGGACAGGCUAGGGUUACAGUGGACAGGUUAGGGUUACAGUGGACAGGUUAGGGUUACAGUGGACAGGUUAGGGUUAUAGUGGACAGGUUAGGGUUACAGUGGACAGGCUAGGGUUACAGUGGACAGGUUAGGGUUACAGUGGACAGGUUAGGGUUACAGUGGACAGGUUAGGGUUACAGUGGACAGGUUAGGGUUACAGUGGACAGGUUAGGGUUACAGUGGACAGGUUAGGGUUACAGUGGACAGGUUAGGGUUACAGUGGACAGGUUAGGGUUACAGUGGACAGGUUAGGGUUACAGUGGACAGGUUAGGGUUAUAGUGAGCAGGUUAGGGUUACAGUGGACAGGUUAAGGUUAGGGUAUAUGUUGGGGUGCAGGUUAGGGUACAGGUUAGAUUCCUCAUUCUGCUGUUGUCCUCGUAAAUGAACAACCUCCUCAUUCUGCUCUUGUCUUCAUUCUGCUGUUGUCCUGAUAAGUGACUAACUUCCUCAUUCUGCUGUUGUCUUCAUAAGAGACUAACUUCCUCAUUCUGCUGUUGUCUUCAUAAGAGACUAACUUCCUCAUUCUGCUGUUGUCUUCAUAAGAGACUAACUUCCUCAUUCUGCUGUUGUCCUCAUAAGUGACUAACUUCCUCAUUCUGCUGUUGUUCUCAUAAGAGACUAACUUCCUCAUUCUGCUGUUGUCUUCAUAAGAGACUAACUUCCUCAUUCUGCUGUUGUCUUCAUAAGAGACUAACUUCCUCAUUCUGCUGUUGUCCUCAUAAGAGACUAACUUCCUCAUUCUGCUGUUGUCUUCAUAAGAGACUAACUUCCUCAUUCUGCUGUUGUCCUCAUAAGUGACUAACUUCCUCAUUGUGCUGUUGUCCUCAUUCUGCUGUUGUCCUCAUUCUGCUGUUGUCCUCAUAAGUGACUAACUUCCUCAUUCUGCUGUUGUCCUCAUAAGUGACUAACUUCCUCAUUCUGCUGUUGUCCUCAUUCUGCUGUUGUCCUGAUAAGUGACUAACUUCCUCAUUCUGCUCUUGUCCUCAUUCUGCUGUUGUCUUCAUAAGUGACUAACUUCCUCAUUCUGCUCUUGUCCUCAUUCUGCUGUUGUCUUCAUAAAUGAACAACUUCCUCAUUCUGCUGUUGUCUUCAUAAAUGAACAACUUCCUCAUUCUGCUGUUGUCCUCAUUCUGCUGUUGUCUUCAUAAAUGAACAACUUCCUCAUUCUGCAGUUGUCCUCGUAAGUGACUAACUUCCUCAUUCUGCUCUUGUCCUCAUAAGUGACUAACAUCCUCAUUCUGCUGUUGUCUUCAUAAAUGAACAACUUCCUCAUUCUGCUGUUGUCUUCAUAAAUGAACAACUUCCUCAUUCUGCUGUUGUCCUCAUUCUGCUGUUGUCUUCAUAAAUGAACAGCUUCCUCAUUCUGCUGUUGUCGUCAUAAGUGACUAACUUACUCAUUCUGCUGUUGUUUUCAUAAAUGAACAACUUCUUCAUUCUGCUGCUGUCCUCAUUCUGCUGUUGACCUCAUUCUGCUUUUGUCUUCAUUCUGCUGUUGUCCUCAUAAGAGACUAACUUCCUCAUUCUGCUGUUGUCCUCAUAAGUGACUAACAUCCUCAUUCUGCUCUUGUCCUCAUUCUGCUGUUGACCUCAUAAGAGACUAACUUCCUCAUUUUGCUGUUGUCGUCAUUCUGCUCUUGUCCUCAUUCUGCUGUUGUCCUCAUAAGAGACUAACUUCCUCAUUCUGCUGUUGUCCUCAUAAGUGACUAACUUCCUCAUUCUGCUGUUGUCCUCAUAAAUGAACAACCUCCUCAUUCUGCUGUUGUCCUCAUUCUGCUGUUGUCCUCAUAAGUGACUAACUUCCUCAUUCUGCUGUUGUCCUCAUUCUGCUGUUGUCCUCAUUCUGCUGUUGUCCUGAUAAGAGACUAACUUCCUCAUUCUGCUCUUGUCCUCAUUCUGUUGUUGUCUUCAUGAGUGACUAACUUCCUCAUUCUGCUCUUGUCCUCAUUCUGCUGUUGUCUUCAUAAAUGAACAACUUCCUCAUUCUGCUGUUGUCUUCAUAAAUGAACAACUUCCUCAUUCUGCUGUUGUCCUCAUUCUGCUGUUGUCUUCAUAAAUGAACAACUUCCUCAUUCUGCUGUUGUCCUCGUAAGUGACUAACUUCCUCAUUCUGCUCUUGACCUCAUAAAUGAACAGCUUCCUCAUUCUGCUGUUGUCCUCAUAAGUGACUAACUUACUCAUUCUGCUGUUGUUUUCAUAAAUGAACAACUUCUUCAUUCUGCUGCUGUCCUCAUUCUGCUGUUGACCUCAUUCUGCUUUUGUCUUCAUUCUGCUGUUGUCCUCAUAAGAGACUAACUUCCUCAUUCUGCUGUUGUCCUCAUAAGUGACUAACAUCCUCAUUCUGCUCUUGUCCUCAUUCUGCUGUUGACCUCAUAAGAGACUAACUUCCUCAUUCUGCUGUUGUCGUCAUUCUGCUCUUGUCCUCAUUCUGCUGUUGUCCUCAUAAGAGACUAACUUCCUCAUUAUGCUUUUGUCCUCAUAAGUGACUAACUUCCUCAUUCUGCUGUUGUCCUCAUAAAUGAACAACCUCCUCAUUCUGCUGUUGUCCUCAUUCUGCUGUUGUCCUCAUAAGUGACUAACUUCCUCAUUCUGCUGUUGUCCUCAUUCUGCUGUUGUCCUCAUUCUGCUGUUGUCCUGAUAAGAGACUAACUUCCUCAUUCUGCUGUUGUCGUCAUUCUGCUCUUGUCCUCAUUCUGCUGUUGUCCUCAUAAGUGACUAACUUCCUCAUUCUGCUGUUGUCCUCAUAAAUGAACAACCUCCUCAUUCUGCUGUUGUCCUCAUUCUGCUCUUGUCCUCAUAAGAGACUAACUUCCUCAUUUUGCUGUUGUCCUCAUAAGUGACUAACUUCCUCAUUCUGCUCUUGUCCUCAUUCUGCUGUUGACCUCAUUCUGCUCUUGUCUUCAUUCUGCUGUUGUCCUCAUAAGAGACUAACUUCCUCAUUCUGCUGUUGUCCUCAUAAGUGACUAACUUCCUCAUUCUGCUGUUGUUCUCAUAAAUGAACAACCUCCUCAUUCUGCUGUUGUCCUCAUUCUGCUGUUGUCUUCAUAAAUUAACAACUUCCUCAUUCUGCUGUUGUCCUCGUAAGUGACUAACUUCCUCAUUCUGCUCUUGUCCUCAUAAAUGAACAGCUUCCUCAUUCUGCUGUUGUCCUCAUAAGUGACUAACUUACUCAUUCUGCUCUUGUCCUCAUAAAUGAACAGCUUCCUCAUUCUGCUGUUGUCCUCAUAAGUGACUAACUUACUCAUUCUGCUGUUGUUUUCAUAAAUGAACAACUUCUUCAUUCUGCUGCUGUCCUCAUUCUGCUGUUGACCUCAUUCUGCUUUUGUCUUCAUUCUGCUGUUGUCCUCAUAAGAGACUAACUUCCUCAUUCUGCUGUUGUCCUCAUAAGUGACUAACAUCCUCAUUCUGCUCUUGUCCUCAUUCUGCUGUUGACCUCAUAAGAGACUAACUUCCUCAUUCUGCUGUUGUCGUCAUUCUGCUCUUGUCCUCAUUCUGCUGUUGUCCUCAUAAGAGACUAACUUCCUCAUUCUGCUGUUGUCCUCAUAAAUGAACAACCUCCUCAUUCUGCUGUUGUCCUCAUUCUGCUGUUGUCCUCAUAAGUGACUAACUUCCUCAUUCUGCUGUUGUCCUCAUUCUGCUGUUGUCCGCAUUCUGCUGUUGUCCUGAUAAGAGACUAACUUCCUCAUUCUGCUGUUGUCGUCAUUCUGCUCUUGUCCUCAUUCUGCUGUUGACCUCAUUCUGCUCUUGUCUUCAUUCUGCUGUUGUCCUCAUAAGAGACUAACUUCCUCAUUCUGCUGUUGUCCUCAUAAGUGACUAACUUCCUCAUUCUGCUGUUGUCGUCAUUCUGCUCUUGUCCUCAUUCUGCUGUUGACCUCAUUCUGCUCUUGUCUUCAUUCUGCUGUUGUCCUCAUAAGAGACUAACUUCCUCAUUCUGCUGUUGUCCUCAUAAGAGACUAACUUCCUCAUUCUGCUGUUGUCCUCAUAAGUGACUAACUUCCUCAUUCUGCUGUUGUCCUCAUAAGUGACUAACUUCCUCAUUCUGCUGUUGUCCUCAUAGAUGAAACACCUCAUCAUUCUGCUGUUGUCCUCAUUCUGCUCUUGUCCUCAUAAGUGACUAACUUCCUCAUUCUGCUGUUGUCCUCAUAGAUGAAACACCUCAUCAUUCUGCUGCUGUCCUCAUUCUGCUGUUGACCUCAUUCUGCUCUUGUCUUCAUUCUGCUGUUGUCCUCAUAAGAGACAAACUUCCUCAUUCUGCUGUUGUCCUCAUAAGUGACUAACUUCCCCAUUCUCAUAUGUGAACAACCUCCUCAUUCCCAUGUACUGUACAUCUAAUAAACAGAGUUAGUAAAGAUUUGUAUUAUCUCUCUUGAAAACUGGCCUUACUUUGUAUGACUGAAAUGUUCAAGUUUUGAUAUAUUUUAAUAUAUUCAUGAAAUGGGGAUUUUGUGUCUUAAGUGGGUCGUGCAUGCUGACCACACCGCUCACAUUGCGGAAUAAAUGUGCACAUGCAUGUUAAUCAAUAAUUACAUCCAAACUGCUUGCGCACGUCAACAUCUGCAUAGCCAGGCGCUGAAAUAGAACCAAGUUCUAUUUGUGAUGCUGAAUGCGCUGCAAGUCCCGCCUCUCCCAUCUCCUCAUUGGUUGUUAGGAGCAUCUACCCACUUGGGUGAUUGAAAGCCACUGAGGUCCACACUCCAGUCCAGUUGGUGGUGGUAAUGCACCUUAAAGCUGGUUGCCAACCGCCAUAUAAAGUCCAAAGAAGAAAACUGAAGGAGGAGAGAUUACUCGACACUGACUUCCCCUUUUAUCUGUGGAUUCACUGUCAGAGUAGAGAACAUUCAAACAAAUCUACAAAGAUCCAGGAAAAAAAUUGACCUUGUGUAUUUCAAGUAAAAUAACAACCCAGUGUUUUUUAAUUUUAUCCCAGGACAAAUGAACUAGCUAAAUGUCCAUGAAUGUUUCAUGUGUUUAGACCUGUCCCAAAUGAAUAUAAAUCGUUCAGAGUUCGUUUGGAUAUUUCAACUUGCGUGUCCUGAUUGUGUCUGGUGUGGUUGGACAAAAUCAACAUGCGUGCAAUGUGCACGUGGAUGCAGGCGUGUGCCCGGUGUCGUCAACAUGUUUGUUCUUGUGAUUCAAUGCUGGAGGCUUUGCUGUUCAACAAAAAGGAUGUAUUUGUUUAAAAAAAUAAACUUUGUUAAAAAGAA
This is a messenger RNA of Oncorhynchus masou masou (cherry salmon), 8324 nucleotides long. RefSeq names its product death-associated protein kinase 2b (gene dapk2b). Gene Ontology annotation, cellular component: nucleus; cytoplasm. The coding region runs from base 200 to 1300 and encodes 366 amino acids. The record is from RefSeq and is a predicted model, not a curated record. The transcript is spliced from 12 exons. Gene Ontology annotation, molecular function: ATP binding; protein serine/threonine kinase activity. NCBI's taxonomy places the organism in Eukaryota, Metazoa, Chordata, Actinopteri, Salmoniformes, Salmonidae. Gene Ontology annotation, biological process: positive regulation of apoptotic process; protein phosphorylation; intracellular signal transduction.